AUGGCAGUGCUAAUACACGACAGCUCUCUAUCAUUCGUGAAACCAUGUUACAUAACAGUGUCAAAAAAAGAUGAGACGACUGGAACGAAUCAUGAGUUAUCGUUUCGAAUCGAUACGACAAUUCUGACGGAAUCAAAGAAGACGAACAGUGCUGCGAGUAUCCAUCGGACGACGUCGAGUUGUCGGAAUUCGUAUGGAUUCGAUCACGCGGAUCGGCCGGAUUUCUUGGAUGAAGUUGGGAGAGAAGUGUUGAAUGAGAGUAUGGAAAAGAAGAAGUCGUUGGUGGGAAAAGAGGAAAUUUCUUGCGUUCUCUCCCUGGCAAAAGGUGCUCCCGGUCUCAUCACGAAUCGAAUCGACUUUCUGAAACAAAACGAAGUAGUCACAUGCACUCUGGAGACCGUCGAUACAGUAUCCCUUGACAAUGUUCAAUUGACAUUUCGAGAACUUUAUAUGAGUCGAGCAGAUAUGUUUCGUUAUCGGAGUUGUCUAAUCGGACGGAUGACUUAUGUGGAUGAGCAGAAACGUCAUAUGAAUAUCAAUACACGGAUUUCGGAUAUGUGGCGGAAGGGAUCACUCGUUAGGAGUGGUUUCGUAACAGACAAAACGAGAGUUGUGUUCCGUUCCAGUUCAUCUACAGUACUCAUAUUCAUUCAAAUGUGUUCUGAGAUGAAUCAGUUGGAUCCACAAGGAGAUUUGUAUCUGGAAAAAUGUAUCAAGGGAUUCUUGACAGAGUUGUUCCAGAAGUGGAAGGAACAGUCAUGCACGCAUUAUGUGUCCAUUAUUUUGUGCUCCCGGUGGUAUGCGAUUAAUGGAGUAGACGACGCGGCGAAGAAGUUCAUGAAGGGUGCAUGCGAUCAUCGUGGACGAUACUAUCAGGAUUUCUAUCGAUUACUCUUCCAGAAUGAACAUUAUGAGGAUUGGGCGGAUAAGCAGUUGAAAGAGAUAAACGUCGGGUGCAGCAAGUAUUCGUCCCAAAUUCAAGAUAAACUGAAAGAUAUGCUCCCACAGGUUCAAUUUGAGAUCUCGACGGCUGCCGAUGGGAAUUUUUUGCAAGUUGUGAAUAUGAGUAUGAACUCGUUCAGUAUGUAUCAUUCGGAUCGACGAUUUGAGACUACUGGACAACAGAUCAUCUUCGUCACCCCGGGAAACGGUGUCCUCCACGUCGAUCGAGAUCUCGUUGGUCUCACAAAACAACGUGUAAUUGACAUGGGAAUCUCACUGGAUAUGGUAUGUCUUGGCGAGCAACCCCUUCACGCGGUCCCCCUUUUCGUCUUUCAUCCGAUCGUCGGACAAACCGACACACGUUGUGAAUAUUUUAUUCCGCAUUGGAUGAAUUACUCGUAUUAUCGAAUGGCUCGACGAACGGCUAUCUCAACGACAUUCCGGCCACGUAUCCAAUUGCCAGCUGAUGUUUUAUCGGCGCCGAAAAAGAUGAUGAUGGGAACGACGAAGACUGAAAUUGAGAGAGGCGAAGAGUUCUAUCGGAAAUUCGACGAGGCGAAACUCGCCGCAGUGUGUGCAUCGAUUCAGUUACUACCGAAAGAAGAAGCGAAUGAGGAGUCGAAAGUGUUGAUAAAUGCACCGAGAGUCGGACGGAAGUUAGUGAGAGAGAUACUUGGAUUGACUGGGCCAGAUCCAUUGGAUUCACCCGAGAAGUCGUCGGAUGGAGGAGGAGGAGAGAUGGAGAAGAACAAGAAGAAGGAACAAGAGCUGGAGGAAGAGAUGAAAGGAAACAAACAACUGUUUCAUGACGAUUUUUUCCAAAACGAUGCGACUCCAAUGUUCGAAGAUGCUCCGCCCGCGGCACCAGAACCCUUUCCACCGCCAGUAUCCACGUCAUCUCAAAGUGAAACGAAACGAAAGAAGCUCCGCCCCCGUGACGAGACGAAAAGCGACAUGGCCAACGGACGGGAGAUCCGUCGAGAGCCCCCUUUGUCCGUGUCCGUUCGGCCGGUCUCAGCGGCGAGAGAAAUUCAGAAACCGUCUCCCUAUAAAACACUUCCACCUCUUGUUAGUAAUCACUCGAACUCCUCGUGGACAACCAAUACAAGGGUAGGCUUUUCGUUUGAGCCCAUGCCCGACUCACCUCGUUCGGCCUCAUACGAAUCUGUAAAAAUGCCGCCGAGUUCAAUCAUCGGAUCAAUCGAAGUGGGAUCGUGUGAGUUUGGAUUGUCCGUCUCGGCCCUCGCCAAACUCCGUGGAACGUCUCCAACACGACGUGGAACUUUCGAAGGUUCCACAACCACUCUCGCGAAUCAUCCCGAAAGUUUCACAGCCGUUUGGAAACGACAAAAUGGACAAUUGAUAAAUCCGUUUCGUCCGGAAGAUUUUGCUGUUCAAGUGACGGCGAAUCGACGGCGAUGGAUUCAUGUAUUCCCUGUGGAUAGCUCGGGAAAAUCCAAAUUGGCACAUCAUUUCGUGUCCGGACAGAGUAUUGUGCAUAUAGUUGGAGCACCCGAAGAUCAGAAACGACACGUUGCUCAAAUCGGCUCCUCCUCCCUGGAAACGGUAUCAAUGAGCAAGAGUCCCGAUCAGCUCUCCCUAUCCGCCGACAGACGAAGUCUCACGAAACGAGGGGCUUCCGGAGUCAUUGGAUCAGAUGAUAAGAACGGAUCGAAGUCGAAUUCUGCGGGAAAUACGUCGAAAAAAUACAAAGUUUGGGCGUGGGGAUCGACGGGAGAGGAGAAAUGGAAUGUCGAUAUGGAGAUUGGAACUGAUUGGAAAUCUCUCGUCCGGUCGGCUCUUCUUCCCAUCACAACUGAUUUCUUCCCGGAUGGACAGGCGUUGGUGGCACAACAUGUACGAAAUGAUUAUAGCAUUUGGAUUGAUGACCAAACGACAGAAAACUACCGAAGCGGUUUAUACGAACACGAAGAAGUGAGAAGUGUUACGUCGGCACAGUCGGAUGCGCCGCCUGAAAUCAAAUCUCCAGAAUUGAUUGAAAGUUUUCAUUCGGAAGUCAGUGGACAUCAAGUCGUCGGAGGCGGUGGACCGAGUGGCGGAGGAUUCCGUCGAGUUCGUGAUAAAACGGAGAAGGUUUCGAUGACUCGAAUGAUUUAUGAGCAAAUGAUUCUGCAGAGGUUACAGAGAGGAUAUCAGAUUGUUCUGUUGGAUAAGGUUUGUGCCUUUUUUAGCUGA
Molecule: messenger RNA, 3138 nt
Organism: Caenorhabditis remanei
Lineage: Eukaryota; Metazoa; Nematoda; Chromadorea; Rhabditida; Rhabditidae
Exons: 11
Coding region: 1-3138 (1045 amino acids)
Biological process (GO): negative regulation of TORC1 signaling; cellular response to amino acid starvation; positive regulation of autophagy
Cellular component (GO): lysosomal membrane; GATOR1 complex
Molecular function (GO): GTPase activator activity
Source: RefSeq, a predicted model, not a curated record